ACUGCAGUGACCUUUUCCAUCACACACAAUUGCUCUUCUCAGUCUUUUCAUCAAACAAUGCCUCGUAAAUCGCUAAAAGUCGGCGUCGUUCUUGUAGCUGACAACGUUCAUGUCCUUGCUACAGUCGCUACACGCGCGGUGCACGUCAGAAGGUGGAUCAAGAGCCGCCGCUUCGUCAUCCGGGUAGCCAUGGAGAAACGGAGGAAGCUGUCCUUGGGGUGUGUCGCCUACUGGCGUGUCAACGAGUCCCAGGCCCACACGGUGGCGUCUCCUCCGUUUCCUCCGAAAAAACAAAGUGUUAGCCCAGAAUGUGCAGGCCCAAAUGAGGAAGCUCAAGUAUCUCAGGCCCGGUUUUCCACAUCUCAGGGAGGUGAAGACAAAGUUCCAGGUGUGAACGCGACGUGGCAAAAACCAAACUUCCUGAUGGCGACAUCUCCGACUACGCCGUCGCUGUGGCAGCCACUGAAGCGUACGGCAUCAUACAUUAAGUCUAAAAUAAUUAUCUGUUUCGUACUUGAUCUAUUUUGGUAUUUUGGAGGAACAAUUUCAUCUUUUAAUAACUAUUUCGUGAGCGCCGCUGGUUUCGCUCUUGUUGUCGAAAAUGUUUCUCCGGGGACAAAAUUCGAUCAUGUCCCUUCUUGCUUUCCGGGAACUCUGAUUACAGAUGUCUCCAAGUCAAUGGAUUUGACUGAUUACUACAACUACAAGGUCACGACGUCAAGAGAUUGGAUGGGAAGAGUAAAGAGCUUUAAAGCCGAAGGAAGCAUCGGAGACGGCUUAGAACCCAUUCUGAAGUGGCUCUGCUCCCUAAUAUGCUCCGCUUGGUCUGAAAAUGGAACAGACGAGGCUAACUAUAUCCGUGAAGGAUUUGCACUAAUAUCUGGCACACGCAUGGCUGCACCAUACAUUGCUGGUAUAGCUGCGCUGGUGAAACAGAAGCAUCCUCCAGCUGCAAUCAAAUCAGCUUUGAUGACGACUCCGGUGCUCGAAUAG
Molecule: messenger RNA, 993 nt
Organism: Thlaspi arvense
Lineage: Eukaryota; Viridiplantae; Streptophyta; Magnoliopsida; Brassicales; Brassicaceae
Source: the annotation of a GenBank genome assembly